Messenger RNA from Spizellomyces punctatus DAOM BR117, 339 nucleotides. RefSeq lists its product as uncharacterized. The record is from RefSeq and is a predicted model, not a curated record. NCBI's taxonomy places the organism in Eukaryota, Fungi, Chytridiomycota, Chytridiomycetes, Spizellomycetales, Spizellomycetaceae. Bases 1 to 339 code for a protein of 112 amino acids. The transcript has a single exon.
AUGUUGGACACACCAAGGGAGCAUACUGAACCAAGUUUUUCAGGUCCGGUGCCUCCAAUCCAAGUGCCAGCAGCCCCGUGGGCCAGCAACACCAAGGUCGAUUCCUUGAAAGCAAAGGACAUACCCGAGUUUACAGGCAAAAGAAACCAAGACGUUGAAGAAUGGCUUAACAAAGUCCAACUUCUUCAAAACAUUAGUGCAACAUCAGAUGCCAGGAUGGUACAGCUCCUGCUAGCCAUGAUAGCUGAGAAAACCCCUGCUGAUGCUUGGUUUUACACUCUGGAAGCCCAGGAAACUCACUCGUGGACCUGGAAAAGGUGGAAGGAAGAACUGCUUUGA